AUGGAUUCAUCUAAAGAGCCCAAGCCCUACAAAGACCAGCAACGAAUCCCCCAAAAGAACAGGAGAACAUUGCAUUCUGCAUCUCUAACCAAUGUCGAUUCCAGUGGCAAUCCCGAUGACACAUGCAAGCGAUAUACCCAGCUUUUGCAUGAGUACAAUGAUAUUAAGGAUGUGGGUCAGGGAUUGAUGGGGCUUCUAGCGGAAGCGAGGGGGAUGAGGCAGGUUGAGGUGGAGAAGGAGUUUGGGGUUUCCGAAGAAGAUUGA
Messenger RNA from Penicillium coprophilum, 264 nucleotides. Its product is annotated as SWI5/SAE3 family protein. Gene Ontology annotation, cellular component: Swi5-Sfr1 complex; Swi5-Swi2 complex. The record is from RefSeq and is a predicted model, not a curated record. Gene Ontology annotation, biological process: meiotic joint molecule formation; meiotic DNA recombinase assembly involved in reciprocal meiotic recombination; double-strand break repair via homologous recombination. Bases 1 to 264 code for a protein of 87 amino acids. The transcript is spliced from 2 exons. NCBI's taxonomy places the organism in Eukaryota, Fungi, Ascomycota, Eurotiomycetes, Eurotiales, Aspergillaceae.